AGCAAAAUCUUCACCUUGUCUUUGUACCUAUAGACACGAGCAAACACACAAGAGGGGCAGAAAUACCAAAAGCUACAAUUAUACAAAAAAGAGUUAAAAAGGGAUUAAAAAAAAAAGAAAUGACUACAAAAUCAUGUUAAAAAGACCAUGAUAAGAACACGAUUUUGUUCACUUAGCACAAAAGAAACCGAUAGAUUAGUUCGCUCAAAGAAAUGCACAUGUAAAGAUAAAAGAAUUCUUGUGUGUUUGGCGGGUCAGUGGGUGCGGGUAAAAAAGUUGGGGUGGCUUGGCUAUGUGGGUGGGUGAAUAGUGACGGAGUCAAGAUCUUAACGUUGGUAGGUACCACCAACUAAUACUAACCGACAAUAAUUUAAUCUAAUAUAAUCACAUUAAAGAAUUAAAAAAAAAAUAGAAUAGCCAAUUAAUAUAGAGUACCAUUACUAAAGAAAUAUGAUUGAUAACCAAUUGAGUGUUGGUGUGGUGGUGAUUGUGACAUGUGUUUGAUCCCCCGCAACAACAAGUGGGAGGGGACUGUAACCUAACCACCUAAAAAUUCAGAACUAAUCCCCAAAUCCGGAUUAGCCCAAGGGUGAACCAUAAAAAAAAAAAAUACUACAUAUAUAUAAUUGGUAAAAUAAUUAUCCGUUACUAUUAAAAAGAACCAAAAGUGAGCACAAAAUUGGAAUAAGGACAAUCAACAUUUCAAUACAAGGGGAAAUCAAUUCAAACCCAUAUUCAUGUAUUCUCUCUGCUAAAGGGCAAACUUCCACCAGCGACGAUAGGAUAGGAGUUUCCUCUGUUUAAGUUGUUAGUUUUCCGUGGUUUGGCAGUUGCUACUUCAGGUAACUGGAUGUAAAUAUUCAUGUAUUCUUCUUCUUCUUCUUCUUCUUCUUCUUCUUCUUCUUCUUCUUCUUCUUAUUGGAAGCAUGGAACAUGGAAAUCACAAGAAUUGAUAAUUUGAGGAAAGAGAGUAAAGAAUGAACAACACUUCAACAAUGUUGCUAAGACGCAGCUUCUGUUGCGCAACCUUGAGCAAUCCUCGUUGUUCAUCAUCCUUGAAUAACAAAAAGAAGCCUCUUGUUUUCUUGGGUUCUCCUCAGGUUUCUGCCAAGGUUCUAGAUGCUCUUUUUAAUGCAUCCCACUCUCAAGACUCUUCUUUUGAGGUUGCAGCUAUUGUCACCCAACCUCCAUCUCAGAGAAAUAGAGGCAGAAAAGUCUUGCCUUCUGCUGUUGCACAACAUGCCCUUGAAAGAGGUUUCUCUUCUGAUCUCAUUUUCACACCUGAGCGUGCAAAUGAGGAAUGGUUUUUGGCCAAUCUUAAAGCCUUGGAACCUGAACUUUGUAUUACAGCAGCGUAUGGGAAUAUUCUAUCCAACAAGUUCCUAAACAUUCCAAAGCAAGGCACGGUAAAUAUACACCCAAGUUUGCUGCCCCUUUAUCGUGGUGCUGCUCCUGUUCAAAGAGCAUUGCAGGAUGGUGUUAGGGAAACUGGAGUUUCAUUAGCCUUCACUGUUAAAGCACUGGAUGCUGGACCUAUCAUUGCAUCUCAAAAAGUUGGUGUGGAUGACAAUAUUAAGGCACCAGAGAUACUGGAUUUUCUCUUUGAUAUUGGCUCAAAACUUUUGUUGCAUGAGCUUCCUUCAAUAAUUGACGGAACAGCAAGAACUAAAGCACAACCUCAAGAUGAUUCUAAAGCUACCUUAGCUCCAAAGAUUACUCCCGAAGAAUCAUGGCUAUCGUUUGAUCAAGACGCUACUGUUCUGCAUAAUAAGGUACGGGCAUUUGCAGGUUGGCCUGGAACUCGAGCUAGAGUUCUAGUUGAGGAUGCAGCACAUGCUCAAGAGAACGUUUUAGAGUUAAAAAUAAUUUCAACAAAAGUUUCCAGCACUUUCAACGCUCAGAAUGCUGAGGCAGAUUGUGUCGCUUUCAGAAAUGGUGCAUUGGUCUUUACUUGUGAUGGAGGCACAGCUUUGGAGGUUCUAGAAGUUCAGCUCCCGGGCAAGAAAGUGGUGAAUGCAGCUGCAUUUUGGAAUGGCUUGCGAGGUCAAAAGCUAAAAGUUUCUGCAAACAAGGGAGCUGCAAUGUCACAAGCGUAAAAAGUACUCCGUAAGUGAGUAAUUUCUUCGUUUUUUCAUCAGAACUUCCUAGUGAGAAGAGGAUAGGCUGCCGUAGCUAGCUUGCUUUAACUGAAGACUUGAAACUUGAGAGCAGCAGAGGCACUACAUGAAGUGCCUUCCAUAGCUAUAUCACCAUGCCUGAUUUUUGUUCAAUACUGACUUCUCUUAGCAGCAUUUUCUGCCCGUAAUGACUUCCCUUGCCAGUAACGUAUUCUUUCACUUAUCUGUCAUUUUACUAUUCUCCAAACAAACAUCAUCAUGUAGUAACAUGAUAUUGUAUAUGAGACAUCAUACUUCUGCUGCCAAGUGCCAACAGAUUUAUUGUAACAUGACUGGGGUUUAAUUUUAUUUCAAAUCAAAAUCAGUUUUGAUCAGCAAUGAUAGGAAUUAAGUUUGGUAGCUGCCUAGCUGGUUACAAGGAGUGAUAAUGAGAAUGAAUUGAAAUGUACUCGUAUUUGGCAAGCAAAGUUAUAUUCUAAUCUCUUUGGUGAUGCAAA
Messenger RNA from Chenopodium quinoa (quinoa), 2614 nucleotides. Its product is annotated as methionyl-tRNA formyltransferase-like. Gene Ontology annotation, biological process: conversion of methionyl-tRNA to N-formyl-methionyl-tRNA; biosynthetic process. The record is from RefSeq and is a predicted model, not a curated record. Gene Ontology annotation, molecular function: methionyl-tRNA formyltransferase activity. Bases 978 to 2096 code for a protein of 372 amino acids. The transcript has 11 exons. Lineage: Eukaryota; Viridiplantae; Streptophyta; Magnoliopsida; Caryophyllales; Amaranthaceae.